AUGGGGGACGCGGAGCUCCGCUGCACCGUGGCCGUGGAGCAGCCACUGCCGGGGGCACCGACCCCGCGGCGCCGCAUGAUGCGGGGCGCGCUGGUGCUGCUGGGCCGCAACGAGCUGCGGCAGCCGGUGCUGCGGGUGGUGGGAGGCAGCGGCGGAGCGGCCGCGGCGCUGAGCUUCCCGCUUGUCGGUGACUCCGUGCGGCUCUUCACGCGGUUCGCAGGCGACGGGCGGGCGACGGUACGGGUCGGGCCGGACGGAGCCCAGGUCCUGCUCUCCGACUGCCCCCCGGACGCCCUGCGCCGCUUUCUCCGCCUCCUGCGCCUCAAGGUCAUUGCCGGUCCGCGGGGUGCGCAGCGCAGCCCCCGUCUGCUGGACCGGCCACCUCCGGCGUUCGCCACCAUCAGCCCGCUGCAGGAGCGGGACCUGCUGCGUGCCCCCGGCCGCCUCCGCGACGGGGAGACCCGGUUGGAGCGCCCGGCGGAGGUGACCCCCGCGGUGAGGCGGCCCCCGACGAGGCUGUCGGCUGAGCAGGAGGCGGUGCUGGGUGCUGUGCGGAGCGGGAAGAGCAUCUUCUUCACCGGCUGUGCAGGGACCGGGAAGUCGUUCCUGCUGAAGAAGAUCGUGGGCUCCCUCCCCCCGAAGAGCACAUAUGCUACAGCCAGUACAGGAGUGGCAGCUUGUCACAUUGGUGGCACCACUCUUCAUGCCUUCGCAGGGAUCGGCUCUGGGAAGGCAGUGCUGGAGCAGUGUAUCCAGCUGGCAGAGAGGCCUGGGGUGCGGCAGCACUGGCUGGCCUGCCAGCACUUAAUUAUUGAUGAGAUCUCCAUGGUGGAUGGGCAGUUUUUCGACAAGCUGGAGGCAGUGGCCAGGGCAGUCAGAAAUCGUGAUGAACCUUUUGGAGGAAUUCAGUUGAUCAUAUGUGGGGACUUCUUGCAACUACCCCCUGUCUGCAAGGCUAAUGAAGAAACAAAGUUCUGCUUCCAGGCAAAAAGCUGGAGGAAGUGCAUCCAAAUAAAUAUGGAGCUGACUGAAGUGCGGAGACAGACAGACAAGACCUUUGUGUCACUCCUGAGUGCAGUCCGUUUAGGAAGGUGCACAGAGGAGGUUACCAGACUGCUGAUGCAGACAGCUACUAACAGGUCUGAGCGUGAUGGGAUCCUGGCCACAAGGCUCUGCACCCAUAAAGAUGAUGUAGAAAUAACUAAUGAGAAACGUCUGCAACAGCUACAAGGAGAAGUGCACACUUUUGAGGCUUUGGACAGUGACCCAAUGCUAGUGAAGUUAAUUGAUGCUCAGUGUCCUGUGGGUGGUAGAGUUGAGCUAAAGCUUGGAGCUCAGGUGAUGCUAGCAAAGAAUCUGGAUGUGUCUCAAGGGCUGGUGAAUGGGGCACGAGGUGUUGUUGUGGGAUUUGAAAGUGAGGAGAAGGGGCUGCCUAAGGUUAGAUUUCUCUGCGGGGUCACACAAGUCAUCAAAAUGGAGAAAUGGGUCUUCAAAGGACCAUCAGGAAUUAAUCUGAGUCGCCAACAGUUGCCUUUAAAAUUGGCAUGGGCCAUUUCCAUUCACAAGAGUCAGGGUAUGUCUUUAGAUUGCGUGGAAAUCUCCCUGUCUCGUGUCUUUGAAAGUGGACAGGCUUAUGUAGCUCUUUCCCGAGCCCGUAGCCUUGCAGGUCUCCGUGUUCUGGAUUUUGACCCAAAAGUAGUGAGAGCUGAUCCUUCUGUAUUGCGGUUCUAUAAACAGCUGAGAUGUCAUCAACUUCUAACCCAGGAUUCACAACACAUCCAUUUGGGUACUGAUGAGAAGGAGAACUGGAAGUGUAGCUGA
Molecule: messenger RNA, 1821 nt
Organism: Calypte anna (Anna's hummingbird)
Lineage: Eukaryota; Metazoa; Chordata; Aves; Apodiformes; Trochilidae
Gene: PIF1
Product: PIF1 5'-to-3' DNA helicase
Exons: 12
Coding region: 1-1821 (606 amino acids)
Biological process (GO): DNA repair; telomere maintenance
Molecular function (GO): DNA helicase activity; ATP hydrolysis activity
Source: RefSeq, a predicted model, not a curated record